This is a messenger RNA of Linum trigynum, 1478 nucleotides long. The record is from the annotation of a GenBank genome assembly. NCBI's taxonomy places the organism in Eukaryota, Viridiplantae, Streptophyta, Magnoliopsida, Malpighiales, Linaceae.
UACGAUCUCGAAGUACAAUCAUUUAUAUUUCGAACGUCGAUGCUAAACAAAAGGGUACAAGAAAUCGUAAGAUUAUCCUUACAAUACUGUGAAUGAAAUACCUGUUUCAAAAUUUUGGUUGGUUAGAUUGGGAAAGCUUGAAGAAACGCACAAGCUACCAAAUACGUGAAGCUUUCAUCAAAGUCCUCCAAAAUCCAAGACCAGUUGCUUGCAAUAUCACGUGCCUUCAAAACCAACUCCUUCUCAACUUUCCUCCUAGCCAUCAUUCAUUUCCCACAACUUGCCUUUGCUUCCCUCCCCAGAGUCCUUAAAUAAGUUCUGGAUUUGAGCUCAAUGGACGAUUACUUCAACAUGGGUAGUUCUCCCCAACAGCCUAAAGAAGAAACUGCAAUGAACCAUGCUGUACCUGAGAGUUCCACAAGCAUCAGCAUGCGAAUUUCCGAGCAUCACCUUCCUGCCUACACCAGCUCCAGCAUCUCCCUUGAUUCCAUACAACUCUCUAUACAGAACCUCGUCAAGCACUGGACCACACGGCAGAGAUAUUGGAACCUGUUUUUCGGAGCUGAUCAAGAGCAGCGGCGCUUGUCGAAUACGACUACACCAUGGAGAAGGAAACUAGCAAGCUUCUUGGAAUCGAUGCCCCUUCGAGUCACCGUAAUCAUUCUGCUGAUCCUUGACCUCACCUUGACUAUUCUCGACCUGUCCUCCUCGAUGCUCAAAUGUCAUAAUCGAGGUGACGGAAGAUCAUUGGCCGCGGACUGGUUCCACUGGGUUGAGAUAGGGAUCCUGAGCCUGCUCUGUGCGAAGCUAAUUGCUCUAGCUGUGGCACUUGGACCCAAAGCUUUCUUUAGCAGGCCGGGGUAUGUUGUUGAUGGUGUGGUGGUGGUAGGAGCUUUGGUUCUGGAAGGGCUGAUGGAUAUGAAGGAAGGAGGGUUGAUGGUGGUGGUGAGCUUGUGGAGAGUGGUGAGGGUGGUGGAGAGCGCCUUCGAGUUGAGCGAUGAAGCCAUCGAGGCUCAGAUUGCAAGGGUAGUGUUGGAGUUUGAAGCACUCAAGGCAGAGAACAUCAGAUUGUUGGAGACGAUAGGUGAGAGAGAUGGGACCAUAAGGAUGCUGCAAGAAAUGGUGGAGAUGUUAAAAGCAGAACUAGAUGAUGAGCAAUGAUCAGUGUAUGGUGGCUCUGGGGUAAUGAAACUUGAAAGUACUUCAUUUUUUUAGCUUACUAGAAUGUUUCAGGAUACGAGGGUCAGUUACAUAAAUGGUCAGUGAACUUUUGGGUAAUGAAUGCUAAAUCACAUAGACAAUAAUAAAAUGUCACAUAUGGCCUAAUUAGCUACAUCAACAUGAACUUUUAACCCAUACCUAAUCGACACAAAACCAGUUGCUCGAUUCAAUUCACUCACAUUAUCCUGACCUCCUUAAUCCCUUCGUCCUUUUACCACAAAGAACAUGACGAAGACGGAUAAAGUGGCCGUUGUGUU